GAAUGGAUGAAAAUAUGUCAAACGUCUCAAAUACAUUAAAAUACAAUUCUGUACAGAUUUUUAACCGACAUAUUUGUCGCGAACGUUAUCGUCGUGCAUGGCAAAUAAUCACAGAAAAAAUGCUCUGCGCCAUGGCUUCUGGAACUGAUACAUGUCAGGGAGAUUCUGGAACACCAUUAAUAUGUAACGUGAAUGGAAGUUAUUAUGUAACUGGCAUUACUUCUUGGGGAAUCGAUUGUGCUUCAAAUUACUAUCCUGGUGUAUAUACAGAUGUGUUUACUUUCCGAUCCUGGAUUUUGCUCAAUAAUGGAUCCAAAAAUAAUGUUUCCUUUUUUAAAGUAUUUCUCUUUCUUGCUAUUGAAUACAUCAUAACUCUAUGA
Messenger RNA from Chrysoperla carnea, 380 nucleotides. RefSeq names its product putative serine protease 29. Gene Ontology annotation, biological process: proteolysis. The record is from RefSeq and is a predicted model, not a curated record. Lineage: Eukaryota; Metazoa; Arthropoda; Insecta; Neuroptera; Chrysopidae. The transcript is spliced from 2 exons. Bases 3 to 380 code for a protein of 125 amino acids. Gene Ontology annotation, molecular function: serine-type endopeptidase activity.